Plectropomus leopardus (leopard coralgrouper) is the source of this 2011-nucleotide messenger RNA. RefSeq names its product ubiquitin-conjugating enzyme E2 L3. The record is from RefSeq and is a predicted model, not a curated record. NCBI's taxonomy places the organism in Eukaryota, Metazoa, Chordata, Actinopteri, Perciformes, Serranidae.
CAGGACCAUAUUCGCCGCGCUGUGUAUUCUGGGAACACACAGUAGUUUCAAGAUGGCGGCGAGCAGGAGGCUGGGCAAGGAACUUGAGGAGAUUCGCAGGUCUGGAAUGAAAAACUUCAGAAACAUUCAAGUUGAGGAAUCAAACCUUUUGACAUGGCAAGGGCUCAUUGUUCCUGACAACCCUCCUUAUGACAAAGGUGCAUUCAGAAUCGAAAUCAUUUUCCCCACCGAAUACCCCUUCAAGCCUCCCAAGAUCACAUUCAAGACAAAGAUCUAUCACCCCAACAUUGAUGAGAAGGGCCAGGUGUGCUUGCCUGUGAUCAGCGCAGAGAACUGGAAACCUGCCACCAAAACUGACCAAGUAAUUCAGUCCCUCAUCGCGCUGGUGAACGACCCCCAGCCGGAGCAUCCCCUUCGGGCAGACCUAGCAGAAGAAUACUCAAAGGACCGUAAAAAAUUCUUGAAGAACGCUGAAGAGUUUACAAAGAAACACGGCGAAAAGCGGCCAAUUGACUGAUCACCUGAUGAGCGUGUAGCCCUCUCUCUGUCUCUUUCUCCCCUCCUCUCCUUCUGUCUCACCCGCCCAAACCAAAUACCGAUCUUCCUCUCGCCUCCUCCCCACUCCACACACACCUCACCACCUCCCUCGCUCACUCUCCUCCUCCCCCCUCCUUCCUCCCCUUCCACCGGUCCUCCCUGCAGUCCAGCCGCCCCAGCUGAAGCCAGGCAGCGGCAGCGGCAGCCUCAGCCUCCCUCCCCACCCCGGCCCCUCUGUGGAUCAGACAGCUUCCUCCCCCUCCUCCUCCUCCUUCUUCUCCUCCUCCUCCUCCUCCUCCUUCACCUCCUCGGCCAUAAAUCUCCAGACCAUUUCUAACUUUCUACUCUUUUCUUAAUGUGAAAAAAUGGAAAAAGAGAUGAUAAGGGAACAUGAUGUUCAGACGAAGAGUUAGAUGGAAAUACUGAGUAAUGUGUUAAUUUUCUGUUUGCUUUUCCUCUAUAUAAACAACUCUUGUGUUAAAUAGAUCUCACUUAGACAUGAUUUUUCUGAAGUUUUUUUUUGCAGAGAAGAAAAGUGGUUGAUUACUCUCUUUUUUUUCUUUUGCCCCAUCGUCAGUAAACUUUCAGGGUAAAAAAAAAAAACAAAAAAACAUGAUUGAAAGAAGAGAAGCUGUAGGUAGGACCUGGAGGUGUGUGCCGACUGAAACGUUCCCCUUACUCACCUCCACCGCUUCUAGACUUGCACUGUACUCUACAAACGGGACAAUCCCUCUCACAUCUCCUUCCCCGCAGUUUGUAACCCCACUGAGCUCAAACAAACAAUGGCAGGCCAUACAUUAAUCGCUGAAAACGCAGCAGGAGAUUCUCGAGUGUGAAUGAAAAAUUUGGUUUCCAAACACUCCAAAAUGUGUCGUUCUCAUCCUUUAAAGACGAACUCGGCAGUCUCAGAUGUACUCUUUCUGCAGUACUCUUUCUCAGAUCAGUUCUCUCAGAACAUGCUGCUAAAUAAGCAUGACAAAAGGCUAUUAUGAUUUUUUUUAACCCAUUACUCAUUAAUGAUCCUGAUUGGCACUUGUCUCAAACUGAUAACGUGGGAAAAACCUGUUUAGUUAUUUGGAAUCUUCCACGUUUCCUCUCCCACCAUUGGACAUAGACACGUAUCACAGUAAAAACCGAGCCCUUUACCACACUGAGACAUGUUCCAGCGGCAGAUGGACUGUCAGCUGCCCAGCUGAAAGGGACGUCCGGGUGGACAGAGAGAGGGAGGGAGGAAGGGAAGGGGGAAGGAGAAGCUGGAGAAGGAUGCACUCAGCUGGAUUGAAGCUCAGCUCCUGGAGGCAGUCCUAGAAACAAGCACCUUGAAGGCAGCUGGGAGAGGGCUGGCUGUCCAGGGGAUGUGUCAGGACAUGGAAAGGGACUGCAGCGGCCAAAAACAACCACCAUGUAACAGCUGUUUGAUCUGGUCCCUGUAUUGUUUCAUAAUAAAGAUGGCUAACCAUUUGGCCUCACUGUC